AUGUUUAAGAAGGGCAGAAUGGGAUUAAGCCCGUCCCUGAAGAGCAAACCGGAGCUGUGCCCAGCAGGUCUCACCCUGGUCCCAGAAGCUGAGGCAGCCACAUCAUUUACAACCCAACCCAGUCUGUGGGCAGACUCCAAGUCACUGCUGGAACCCUGGGCCAAUGUGACGCUGACGUGCUGGGCCCGUGUGGAGACGCCAGACUUCCAGCUACUGAAGGAUGGGGUGGUUAAGAACCAUGUGCACCUUGGCCUACCUGCCUUGGAGUACCAGUUCCCACUGGGAGCCGUGACAAGUGACAACCGAGGUCUCUACCGCUGUCGCUCAGGCUUGUUCCCUGGUACAUGGACUGAAUUGAGCAACCUCCUGGAGGUGACAGGGGCAGAGCCCCUGCCCCCACCUCAGCUCUUGGUAGAGCCAGUGUCUUGGAUCACACCUGGCCUGAAUGCGACAUUGACAUGCAGCACAGGGCUGCGGGGUGUCACCUUCCUGCUGACACGGCACGGUGAUGAUGAAUUUCCGGCAGUGGCUGUGGUUGGGAAGAAUGGGGUAGCCAUCUUCUCUGUCCAUUUGGCUGGUAACUACAGCUGCAGCUACCAGACCCACACAGCAGGUAGGCCCUCGGAGCCUAGUGCCACCGUGACCAUUGAGGAACUGGCUGUGCCACCUCCACCUGUGCUGACUUUUAGAGGAUGGUACCCUGAGAUCCUGAAGCCCAAUGAGAGAGUGACCCUUGUCUGCAUGGCACCCCUGAGUGGCGUAGAGUUUCGGCUGUGGCAGCGAGUUGGGAACCUGAAUAAGGAGGUGCUGGUUCCCAUGAGCAGCACCAGCCCCGAUCGUGUCUUUUUUGAACUGAACCAGGGGAACCUGUGGGAUGGAGGUCCCUUCACUUGCCGCUACCGGCUGCAUGGCAAGGAGACCACCUGGUCCACAGAGAGUGAGCCAGUGGAGGUGGUGCAGAGCAACGAGAAACUGCCUGCCCCGGUGCUCACGGCGGAGCCCGCGGACCUGCGCCCCGCGCCGGGCUCGCUGGUUCGUCUGCGGUGCGCCGCCCCGCCGGGCGUGGUCCCCCGGCUCUUCGCGCUGCAGCGCCAGGGGCCGGGCGGGCGCCGCCUGCUCCGCGUGUUGCGGCCCGGGCAGCCGGAGGCGGACUUCGAGCUGCGGGACAUCACGGCCGCGGACUCGGCCAACUACAGUUGCGUCUACCUGGACGAGCUGCCCUUCUCGGGCUCGGUGCCCAGCGCGCCCGUGGAGCUGCACGUGGCCGGGCCCCUGCCCCCGCCGCAGCUCCGCGCCCUGUGGACCGGGCCGCUGCGCCCGGGCAGUGACGCCAGCCUGCGCUGCCAGGGUCAGGUGCCGGACGUCACCUUCGAGCUGCUGCAGGAGGGCAGGGAGGAGCCCCUGGACGUGCAGCGCUCGCAGGACGCCUGGGCCCACCUGGCGCUGACCUCCGUGGGCCCGCAGCACGCUGGCAACUACAGCUGUCGCUACCGCCUGCAGUGGUCAGACGCCGCCUUGUCCACUCGCAGCCACCCCGUGGAGCUCCUGGUGGCAGGUGUGGGGACCAAGGCAGCCAGAAGCAAGUAA
Messenger RNA from Perognathus longimembris pacificus (Pacific pocket mouse), 1587 nucleotides. It is a transcript of the gene A1bg, whose product is annotated as alpha-1-B glycoprotein. Bases 1 to 1587 code for a protein of 528 amino acids. The transcript has 9 exons. The record is from RefSeq and is a predicted model, not a curated record. NCBI's taxonomy places the organism in Eukaryota, Metazoa, Chordata, Mammalia, Rodentia, Heteromyidae.